Molecule: messenger RNA, 1287 nt
Organism: Microplitis demolitor
Lineage: Eukaryota; Metazoa; Arthropoda; Insecta; Hymenoptera; Braconidae
Gene: Syx18
Product: syntaxin-18
Exons: 2
Coding region: 227-1192 (321 amino acids)
Biological process (GO): retrograde vesicle-mediated transport, Golgi to endoplasmic reticulum
Cellular component (GO): endoplasmic reticulum; SNARE complex
Source: RefSeq, a predicted model, not a curated record
AUCUCGUUUUGUUACUUCUUGUUUACGUAGGCUACAUAUUGUUGGCUUUAAAUAAAAAAAAAAAACGGAAACGUCAUAAAUAAAAUAGAUUCUAUGGUUGAAAUAGAAUGAAUUGAUAAUUAAAUUGGGAAAGUAGAAAAAAAUAGGUAGAGAUAAAUUUAAUUGCGAGAGUAAUUAAUCAUAAGUUGCAACCUAACCUGAAAGAUAAUUGGAAUGAAUUAGAAAAAUGGACGUGAGCACGUUAUUCCGAGCUAGUGUUAAAAGCGUGAGCAUACGUCAAAAGGCGUUGGACAGCGAUGACAAAUCAAAAUCACCACCUAGGAAAUUACGUCAUGAGUCAAAUUUUUAUAAAAAAUCUCUGGCGGUAACGACACAGAUAACGAGACUAAAAGAGUUUUUGCUAGAAAAUAGACCAGCUUAUUUGAAUUUUUCUGGACAUUUGAUUAGCCAGGCGCGGAUGACUGACGCUGAGCGCGAUCAGAUUGACAGUGGAGCCCAGGAAAUAAUCAGCAAAUGCUCGCAGUUGAUAAAAGAGCUGAGACGGGAUGUUGCGGAUCAAAAUAUUGGACAGCAGUAUCAUGAGCAUCAAGAAAUAAUGAUAUAUUUAAUUGAGGAAUACUUGAAUAAUGUUUGCAAAAUUUACUCCGAGCAAAAAGCAAUCCGGGUUAAGAAACAGUUGGAACUUAAAUCUAUGUCUAAAUUGGAGCUGAAUGUUAAAGCAGUCGAGGAGAGUUCAAGUAUUUUAUCACAAAAGUCUGGUUUGAACUCGACUGAAGAAAAAAAAAGUUCAUCAGCAAACUCGAGUCCGCUGAAGGUCCAGGAGAUGAAUGGAGACGUCAACUCGCUGGCUUAUGAAGAAGAAUUGUCGACGGAGGACGUCCAGAUGUUUGAAGCCGAAAACGAACAGCUUUACAAUGAACUGAAUACUAUUACUGAGGAAGUAAAACAGAUUGAGAGCAAAGUCGUUCACAUUGCCGAGCUCCAAGAAGUAUUCACUGAAAAAGUCCUGGCGCAGGAUCGCGAUCUAGACAAACUGGUAUCUACCGUCGUCGGGUCUACUGAGAAUGUAAAAGAAGCCAAUGAGCAGAUACGUCAAGCUAUUCAACGCAAUGCUGGACUUCGUGUUUGGAUUCUUUUCUUCCUGCUCGUCAUGUCCUUUUCCCUUCUCUUCCUCGAUUGGUACAAUCCUUAGAUUUUAUUAUUUGCUUAAAAAUUCCGUUGUACUCUUGCUUCAAUAUCAAUAUUAAAAUAUUAAUGUCUUUAAAUAAUGUAUAUGUUUUUUACUAU